Thamnophis elegans (Western terrestrial garter snake) is the source of this 2885-nucleotide messenger RNA. It is a transcript of the gene PLAT, whose product is annotated as plasminogen activator, tissue type. Gene Ontology annotation, biological process: plasminogen activation; smooth muscle cell migration. Gene Ontology annotation, cellular component: extracellular region. The coding region runs from base 162 to 1823 and encodes 553 amino acids. NCBI's taxonomy places the organism in Eukaryota, Metazoa, Chordata, Lepidosauria, Squamata, Natricidae. The transcript has 14 exons. Gene Ontology annotation, molecular function: serine-type endopeptidase activity. The record is from RefSeq and is a predicted model, not a curated record.
GCCCGCCCCUUCGCAGAGAGGCUCCGCCCUCCAGCAGCACUUUUAAGCCCGAGCCCCGGCUGAGCUCCGGCAUCCCAGCACCGGCAGCCAGCGGACGAGCUUACCGGAGGCAUCCUCGGCAGAAAGGCAGGGGUUUUCUUGCUUGCUGAAAGGGAAAUAAAAUGACCCUGAGACAGAGUCUUCUCUUCCUUCUCCUGGCAGGAGCCAUCGGUGUGCUUCAGUGCCAGGUACAUGUGGUACGCAUUUUCCAAAGUAGCCGAGAAAAUCAACUAAGAGGCAAAUGCAGAGACCCAUACACCAAACAGACCUACAAUCAGAAGGAAAGUUGGCUCCGCCGGGUCAAAGAGAGAAAGGAAUACUGUCGGUGUGAGAACAGUCGCAUCUUCUGCCAUGCAGUACCUGUCAUAGCCUGCAUGAAGCCACUUUGCCUCCACGGGGCCAUCUGCCAGAAAGCCUUGUAUUCCCCCAACCUUUUCAUUUGCCUCUGCCCACCGGGCUUCUCCGGGAAGUUCUGUGAAAUUGAUACCAGAGCUGUGUGUUACCAGGAUACAGGGGACACAUACAGGGGGACAUGGAGCACAACGGAGAGUGGUGCAGAAUGUCUGAACUGGAAGACCAAAGCUUUCCACUUUAACCGCUUCCACGUGCAUCGUCCAAACGCCUUGCACUUGGGGCUUGGUGAUCACAAUUAUUGCCGAAAUCCAGAUAAAAAAUCAAAACCCUGGUGCCGUGUUCUUAAAAACAAUGGGUACGCCUGGGAAUUUUGCAGCAUUAAGUCCUGCGCCAACGAAAAAGAUUCCUGUGUUUUGGGAAGAGGCACCGACUAUCGGGGCAGCCAUCACCAAACAGCAUCUGGGGUGACGUGUCUGAGAUGGGACUCCCACAUCCUUGACAAGAAAGUUUACAACGCCUUCCAUCCCGAUGCCCAUCAUCUAGGCCUCAGCAGCCACAACUACUGCAGGAAUCCUGACAAUGACACUCGGCCGUGGUGCCAUAUAUUCAAGAACGGAGUGACAAGAUGGGAACACUGUGAGGUGCCAGCCUGCUCCACUUGUGGGCUGAGGAAGCAUAGGGUGGCUGAGAUCCCGAUCAAAGGAGGUGCAUAUUCGUAUAUUGAGUCCCACCCGUGGCAGGCGGCCAUUUUUAUGAAGAACCGAGGUAGAGAAGGUUUUCAGUGUGGUGGGAUCCUCAUCAAUUCUUGCUGGAUCCUCUCAGCUGCUCACUGCUUUUCAAAGAGCACUGUCCUCCAAAGCCUCAAAGUUGUCCUGGGCCGGACGACCCGUGUGAAACCAUCCAUCACAGAGCAGAUCUUCCAAGUGGAGAGGUACAUUAUGCAUGAGAAGUACAACGCCGCCACUUAUGACAAUGACAUUGCCCUGCUGAAGUUGAAACACCGUUUCGGAAACUGUGCCGCAGAAACUGACAGUGUCCGUCCCGUUUGUCUCCCAAAAGCUGGACUCAAGCUGCCUGACUGGACGGAAUGUGAGGUGUCUGGAUACGGCAAGCACGAAAGCAGUUCGCCUUUCUUCUCAGAAUUUCUGAAGGAAGGACAUGUGAGGCUGUAUCCAGACAGCUUAUGUACUUCUGCACGACUUGCAAACAAGACCGUCACCGAGAAUAUGCUGUGUGCAGGAGACACCCGACAGCUUAAUGACGCCUGCCAGGGUGAUUCCGGAGGCCCCCUGGUUUGUCUGAACGAUGGACGCAUGAAGUUAAUCGGUAUCAUCAGCUGGGGUGUAGGUUGUGGCACGAAAAACACGCCAGGGGUUUACACCCGAGUGAGUCGCUACCUGAAAUGGAUCCAGGAGAACAUGCGUAACUGAGUCUUUCAGGGCUUCCUUUCAGGAACUCCUUGCAUCAGGGAAUCACACUCUAGGAACUGGGCCGGGAAGCCGGUGUUACUCAUGGGGAGGACACACACUUUGUGCGGUGCCUCUCUCCUGCAACAACGAGUUUGAGGUCUGUGCAGCUGUGCUUAGGAACCGGGCUAAAACAAUAGUAUUCUUUUUUUCAAGAAGCAUUUCUAGGCAUGCCUAAGACUGGAUGCUUACAGGUAAUCCUCGUCUUAGGAACUGCAACGGAGCCCAGAAUUUCUGUUGCUAAGCGAGAUAGUUGAGUUUUGCUCCUUUCUGGCCACGGUUGUUAAAUGAAUCUCUGCAGUUGUUAAGUUAGUAACCCAGUGGUUAAGUGAAUCUGGCUUCCUCCUUGAUUCUGCUUGUCAGAAGGUUGAAAAAGCGGAUCAUGUGACCCCAGGAUACGGCAACCAUCGUGAAUACACGCCACCAAAUUUUGAUCACAUGACCAUGGGGAUACUGCAAUGAUCAGGUGAAAAACAGUCAUAAGUCACUUUUUUCAGUGCUGUUGUAACUUCGGUCACUAAACUAAUUGUUGUAAGUUGAGGACUACUUGUAUUUGCUACAACCACGUCUGAGCGUUGCUUCUGCCUCCAGUCUUGUUGAAACGUAAUGAUUUGAAAGACUCUGAGUAGAUGGGACCUGGCCUGGCCUUGGGCAUCCUCAAAUCUGCGUCCCCUAGUUGAUUUUUUUUUGGGGGGGGGGGGAAAUCCUCUUUCUAUAAAUUAAGGUUUGCAUUUCAAGGUGUUUUCUACAAAACUGAAGAAAUCCUUGUGAGGAAACCAAAUCAGAAAAUUAAUUGCUAAAGUUUUUUUUUUAUACAUUUAAAGGAAGAAUUGGUGAUUGCUUUGAGCACCUCUCUCCCCAUAAAACUUUUUUAUAUUUUUAUACUCUGUAAAAUUUUCACAUUUUCUGUAUAAAAUCAAAACCCCAUUUCCCGAUGUGCAGAGUGACGGAAGGGUUUUCUGCUAUCAAGACGACUAUUGGGAAUCAUCUCCAGUAUGUUUUAAUACAUUAAACUAUUUUAAAUUA